AUGGUUACUGAAAAACAUGAAAAAAAGACGUCUGCCACUAAUGGUGACUGUGUAAAACACGAAGAAAAACAAUAUCUUGAUUUAGUUCAAGAAGUUAUUGGAAAAGGUCUUGAAAAGACUGAUCGCACAGGUGUCGGUACGCGUUCUAUAUUUGGUCCACCAAAUAUGCGAUUUAAUUUACGAAAUGGAAAUUUUCCAUUACUAACAACAAAACGUGUGUUUUGGCGUGGUGUUGUUGAAGAACUUUUAUGGAUUAUUAGUGGCAAAACAGAUGCAAAUAUACUUGAUGCAAAAAAUGUAAAAAUAUGGAAUGAUAAUGGUACAAGAGAAUUUCUUGAUAAACUUGGUUUUAAUCAGCGUCAAGUAGGAGAUCUCGGGCCUGUCUAUGGUUUUCAAUGGCGUCAUUGUGGUGCAAAAUAUAUCGACUGUAAAACUGAUUAUACAGGUCAAGGUGUUGAUCAACUUGCUCAAUUGAUUCAUAUGAUCAAAACAGAUCCUAAUUCACGUCGUCUUGUCUUAUGUGCAUGGAAUGUAAGUCAAUUAUCUGAAAUGGCUUUACCUCCAUGCCAUGUCCUAUGCCAAUUCAACGUGUCAUCAUCUAAAGAAUUGUCUUGUCUUAUGUAUCAACGUUCAUGUGAUCUCGGUCUCGGCGUUCCAUUUAAUAUUGCAUCCUAUUCUUUACUAACAUAUAUGAUUGCACAUGUAUGUAAUUUAACACCAGGUGAUUUUAUCUAUUCAAUGGGCGAUGCACAUGUUUAUCUGAAUCAUGUUGGACCAUUAAAUGAACAGAUUGAACGAGAACCAGUUCCAUUUCCAACGUUACAAAUUAUUAAUAAACGAAAUUCAAUUGAAGAAUUUACUAUUGACGAUUUCAAGCUUGAAAAUUAUUCACCAUAUGGUCCUAUUAAAAUGAAAAUGGCUGUGUAA
Messenger RNA from Rotaria socialis, 927 nucleotides. The record is from the annotation of a GenBank genome assembly. NCBI's taxonomy places the organism in Eukaryota, Metazoa, Rotifera, Eurotatoria, Philodinida, Philodinidae.